UUUCCCAACAUUUAACGGUGAAACUAUUGAUGUCCACAAUUUGUACCUAAGAUGUGGCGCCCUCUGCUGGAUGUUAUUUGUUACUACUAGAACAGACAUUAAUCUGACAGACAUUUGUCAUCUGUUAAACUGAAUGGUUUUAUUUCUGUAUAUGUUUUUCUCUAAUGUCUUGAUCCUCUGAAUGCCUCAGGUGAUCCAGAGACUUAAAUCCCUGCAGACCUUUUGACAUAAUGAGUGAAUCCAGUCCCAGCUUCACACACACAGCAUAGUGAGCAUUACCUGUGUGUAGAAGAUUAGGCAGCACAGGAAGAUUAGUCCCUAGCGUUACUUCCUGCUCUUUGAUUCUUCAUCCUGCACUCACUGGGGCAACAUCUCAUGGCGUCAUGCCUGUUGACUGUGCAGAGAUAAUGUGUAGAAUACGGUAGGUCUCUGUUCACAGAUUCUCCAGCAGGUGUUUCGUACAAAGUGAAUGCAUCAGGAGUGUGGCACCAUGAAGUUGUUUCUACUGCUGCUGCUGCUGUUUGGCUGUUUGCAAAGAGCCAUUUCUCAGUCGCCUGGAUGGAACGAGGAGGCAGAAGGUAGUGGCGUGACAGAAUGGAUGCCUCAGCCAAAUUUCAUCGAUGACAUCUAUUGGACUGGCACGGCCCCCGUUUGUGUGGGCGGCUGUAAGGGGCGGCACAAGGAGCUGAGGAGAGAUCCUUGUGGAGACUCGAGCUGCUGCUGGCUCGGAUACAAGUCCCUGUGCAGAGUUAACUGUGGAAGGCCAGAUGUGGACUAUAAUGGAGCAAUAUACGGUAACGACUGGUGGGUGGGCUCUGUGGUCAGGUACACCUGUCGCUCCGGCUUCAUGCUUUUGGGAAAUCCAACCAGUACUUGUCAGGCUAGCGGCCUCUGGACCCCGAAACCUACCUGCCUCAGAAUGUGUCCUCAGGGACGUAUUGAAAUCAGUGAAAGGGAAUUAAGUGGUUCAUGUAACUCCAACUGCACUAAUAAGAGUUACUUCGGCCCCCCAAAACAAGGCUGCUCUCGGAUAGACAACUGUGAGAAGAAGCAGACGGGCUGGAAGCGUUUCUUUGCGCAGUGUGUCCCUUGCAUUUGUGACUGCGCUUUAUCAUGUGGUGAGUAUUUUGCCCCACAGUCCCCGUCCCCCCUGUCCCCCCCGUCCCCCCACCCUGCAAUUUUCUCUCUCAGUGUAAUGCACUAGAAUUUGGUGAAAUGACGCUUUUAAAAACACAUUUGUCUUCAUAUUUUGUAAGCAUCUGCAGGCUAACACAUGGGGAAAACAACAUGUUGACUGUACGGUGAUAUUAUUGAAUGAAGAAGAAAUACACAGACAGCUUGUACACUGAAGAGACACUAUAUGUUUUGCUGCUUCUUCCAACUGCCGACAAAUCAGUGGAAAAAAUAUGGAUUUUUUAAGUCAUUAAUUUAAUCACUCUGGCCGACAAUGACUCCUUGGUUUCUUGGAUUUUACACAAAGACAAGAACAUUUCAGUGCCUCAGGUUCAAAUCCUUCUGCGUCAGCAGGGAAUGAUUAAUGAGGCAGAACUUUGAAAUGAACUCAACGAUUUAAGGCGGAAAAAGUUAAAUCAGUUAAUAACCCUCUGUGUCAGCCUUAGGUCAAGUUUUAGAUUCUUUGAAUGAUGGUUCAAAGAGGAGUGUUGACAUGGAUUAUCUGACAUGCUCUGUGUGACAUGUUUGCAUCUGUAACAGAAAGGAAGAAAUAAAGAUAAAAACCAGGAAAGAGGUGAAGUGAAACCGCAGAGAUUAACCGCUCUGCUUCGUGACUCCUCGUCUCAGUCCAUCUGCACUGGAAGGAGAUGAAACCUUAAUCCUGUUACGAGGGAGGAGCUUUGGGUUUUGAGACGCAGUUAAAUCUUUAAGUGUUGUGAAGGUCCUAUCAGCUGAGUGAACUGUACAGGUAGAAUACAGUGUUUGCUUUCUAAUAUUUAAAUUAUUGUUCAAACAAAAAAAAAAUUGUUGAUAAUUCAAAUAUUCAUUUUUUUACUGAGGGAUUGUUCAAAUGUGAAAUGAUGACUCGUGCAUUUCAAAGGAAUACAAGGAACAGUUGUUGGCCUAUCGGAAGUCGAAGCAUCCACAUGCUGAUCUCAGCAGUAAACAGCCUCUACGAUUCUCAUCCUUUGUUUUCUUACAAGUCUUUGCAGAAUCUAUGGACGAUUUAACAAUUGAGAAAAUAAUCUGUGGCACAUUUCUCAUCAGAUUUUAAGUUGCCCUGAGCUGACAAAUGUUGUCACUCUCAGAUGUUGUAUAUAAAACUCUCUCAGUGGUUAGUACACAGCCUGACAUGUCUUAUUAUAUUGUUGGUGUGGUCUGCUAAAUUCUAAUUUCAUGCAAUCCUAACGCCCCAUCUAUAUCCAAGUCCAAAGUGAUUUAAAAAUAACUCAAAGACUUUUGUUUGAUGUUUUUAUAUUCCUAACAGCUGUGGGUUGAUAAACUGCUCCUGUUAGCCACUAGAUGGUGCUGUUUAUUCUCAGAAAUCAGGUCACAGCGUUGAUU
Molecule: messenger RNA, 2517 nt
Organism: Labrus bergylta (ballan wrasse)
Lineage: Eukaryota; Metazoa; Chordata; Actinopteri; Labriformes; Labridae
Product: sushi, von Willebrand factor type A, EGF and pentraxin domain-containing protein 1
Source: RefSeq, a predicted model, not a curated record